CUGCCGAUGCCGCCGGUGCGCACGCCGGGAGGAAAACUUUUAUCGAAAAUCAAACUCUACGCAAUUUGCUCGCCAAAGCGCGCUCUCUCGGGUACAGAUACAUUUUUUUUUCUUCUCAAUUUUCAACUCGCUCCCGAGCGAAUUAACGCCGAGGGAAAACUCUCUUUUGAUUUUUCAAUUGUAAUUUCCAACCGGUUACCGGUGCAAGUCUAUAUUCAUGUAUACAGCCGCCAAGCGAGAUAAUUCGAUAACGAUUGACUCGAUAUAACCCGAUAACUUUCAAAAGCGAAUCAGGGAGAGUACGAUAAUCGAGGGAGUUUGAGAGAGAAAAAGAAAGGCAAUGAAGGCCAUUCAGAUAGAGGAAGGUACGGCGAGCGCGGACGAGCCGUUCGUCGUGAGCAACCGGCAGGUACUCCUGAUCGGCAUGAACGCUGUCAAUCACGUGCUGAUACUGGGCACCGUCGGCUUCCUCUGCUACGAGGCACGGGAGUUCAGGCACUCCACGGACCUGCACGCCCUUUUGUGCACUAUCGGGUACGUGCUGCUGAUGGCCGAGGCGAUCGUGUCACUCGCAGGCGAGAACGCAUGGACCUUCCGCCUGACUCGCCGAGGCAGCACCCACGUGCACUGGAUCCUCCAAGUGCUCGGGGCCACCUGCACCGUCACCGGCGUCCUUUACAAGUACCUGAACAAGCGAAGCCACUUCAACUCCCUCCACUCCAUCCUGGGCAUCGUCUCGGUCGGCUGCAUCACCGUGGUCUGCGUGUCCGGCCUGCCGGCUCUGUUCGCUGCCAAACUCCGGAGGAAGAUCAAGCCGGUCACCGCCAAAUUCGCCCACAACUCGCUCGGGGUCUUGUGCUUUGUCACCGGCAUGGCUGCCCAGGUGCUCGCCUAUCACAGGACGAAGUUUUUAAGGACUAAGUAUGGCGACGAGGUCAUAUACGCUGUGACCGUGACGACUGUUCUGAUAACGCUACUGUCCCUGGUCGGGGCAACUCGGCAGCUCAGCCAGCAGUUACGGGGUGUUUUGCGGCUCGCGCGGAAGUGACUUUGUUGUCGUUUCCAGCGAGGCAGGAUUGGACAGUCGUUUGGAAAUCGUAACGAAGGGGGAUUUUUUUUUUUUUUUUUCAUUUUCCGGUGCUCGUGUGGAAGGGCGAGAAGAGCUUGCAACUAGUUUUUGAUUGUCAAGUGUCUAGUGCGCACUGUAAGGAUUCGAGGAGUUUUCGAAAGCCUCGGGUUUUUUUUCGCUCAAACACGGUCAAGUUUUAUUUUUGAACAGAUUGGUUUUUUCGCAAAACAGCAAACAACCCUAACAAUCAAAGUUGCGCGCUGAGACAAGAUUCGCUCGCUGUGCGAGAAUCGAGGGCGGUUUUUUAUUUUUCUUAUUUUUGAUGCAAAUUUUUUCAAAUAUCGGAAAUCCAUCGUGCUCGGGGAAUAAAAAAGAGAUUUACCGUUUGUAAAUAACAACGACGAAUAAAAAAGUUAUUGGUAAAACUUAUCGUCACACAGCUGCCAUCAUAAAACGCUUCCACCCGGAGGGGAAAAAAAUGCUCCUCAAUACGAUAUUUUUUUUCAAAAGGUCUACAUAAUAAAGUUUUGUACCAGUCAUAGGUCCACACAGUUUGAUGGUCUACUAACUUGAAUAUUCGCCAGAGUCAAAAAAUCCACACCAAAUAAACAAAAAAGCUCGAGCUUUCAACCAAUCUGUAUUUUCACCCUACACUUGUUAAAAUCGACGUUUCCAAUCUAGUAGCGUAACGGUACAACAUACUCGGAAAAUAAAUGCAACAAACUGUCACGGAAACGAAUCAAAAAGUCAAAGGCCAAUUGCCACAAGCACGUUUCAUACUAAAAUAAAAAAAAAAAAAAAAAAAAAAAACAACCAAGCAAACUUUUCCAAACUAAACUCCAUGCACGCAAAGAACAAACGAAGCGCCCCCUACCUCUUCUCUGGAAAUUAAUUAUCCUCCCCUGCACGCUCAACAAGUACACAAUAGCCCCCUCGGUCGGGCGCGCAAUAAUUCAUGAUCGAUGGACCAGCCGAAUCGAGCGGGUCAACUUUGUUUUUCCGUGGCUGCACGGAACGAGGAGACGGAGGGGUAAUAUAGAGGCGCACCUGUGGGGGCGAUUAACCGGAGUACCAGUGGGGCCGAUGCAUAAUGGCCGAACAGUUAUCGCCGGUAGCCCUCUCUCUGUCUGUCUGUCUGUGUAUGGCACGCUCAACUAGCCCCGGCUGUACUGUUGUGUCGCGCGCGAUUACGCGUGUAUAAUAAGCGCGUCAAUAAUAGCGCGGGGCCGGGUGGACAUUGAGCAGUAAAUGCCCAUUAAAUGGGCCACUACGAUCCCUCCCCCCCCCCAAACCUCUAUUAUAUUACGCGUGUGAAAAGCGUCCGUUUAUUGUCACUUGCUGGUUGCGGUGUACAAGCGCUCCUUCCGUGUAGCCAAGCUUUGUAAAAUUGAGUAAGCACCUGGUACAGGUUCAAGUUUGAUGAAAAAUAAAACUUGCAGUGGCAAUCGAAAGUAGUUUGAGUUUUGAAUCGAAGGAAGUUCGGUAGGACGCAGCAUUUCCUUUUUUAAGAGAGAAAAAAAAACACACACACACACACACACAAAUAAAGGGGGGAAAAAGGGAGCAAUGUAGCAUUGCACCGCCACGGGCGUUCGAGCGCUCGGUCGCUCAGUGAAUGGACGGUCGCGAUAUUCUCUCGCUCGCUGGACCUCAUUAUAAAAACGACGUCAGCCGGAAUGGACCGUUCGGCUGUUCAACCAGUGGUGGUAUGGGUCGCCUUUACAAUGCGCGCGAUAUUGCAUGCUCUCUCUCUGCUCCCUGACUUGGAACUUUUUUUUUUUUCUCUUUUUCUUUUUCAUGAAAGCAGGGCACAUGUAAUGAUCGGAUAUUUCAGGAUUUUAUCGGCUCCCCUCGUGUACGCCUUCAGACUUUAUUGCAUAUUUUUUGUGUAGUGCUAUUGAUGCAACUAGUACAAGCAUAUGUGCGCUUGUCUUUUUUUUCUAAAAUUGCCCAAGUAAUCGAUAUUUUGAUAAAAAAUAUAUUUUUUUUUUUUUAAUACCAUUUGGCGUUGUGCGUGUUUCAUCUGACGGCGAGCCUGUACUUACCUUAUUUCUUUUUACUAGAGUAUAGGUGUUAUUUGCUGACUGAAACAAGGAUAUAGGUUUUAUUUCUUGUUUGAAUGCCAAUUGUACAAUGCUAUGUUUAUUUAUUUUUAUAUUUUUUGCACAUAUCGUGAAUAUCAUAUUGAAUGAAGUUUAUUCUUACGCUGUUCACCUUUACGUGUAACGAAUCGAUAGACCUUUGGUAACAAUCGUGAAUCAAUAAAUACAAAUUCAAACGCA
Copidosoma floridanum is the source of this 3351-nucleotide messenger RNA. RefSeq names its product transmembrane reductase CYB561D2. NCBI's taxonomy places the organism in Eukaryota, Metazoa, Arthropoda, Insecta, Hymenoptera, Encyrtidae. Gene Ontology annotation, molecular function: transmembrane monodehydroascorbate reductase activity. The record is from RefSeq and is a predicted model, not a curated record.